GGACAUUAAGUAACCAUCACCAAUAGCUGCCACUCCUUUCUCGUGAGCGUCACCUGCUGCGUUCAAGCGCACUGAACACCGGCACUGCGCUUCAAGCAUCGCUGCAAACCAAAGGAGUCUGUCUCUCUGUUAUUUAGAGAUGAUAUUACAUUGACGUCAGACAUCAUCGGAUUUCCCUGGCCUUAUGUCGACAUGGCAACAGGAAGGAAAAGCUCCACUUCAAAAGGUGGAGUGCAUUUCCAUGAUGAUGAGGAAGAUGCUCCCGUCGACAACAGUUGUGACGAAAAGGCUCAGGACAGAAUGCUCACUGCUAUACCAGAACCAGAUGGAGCAUAUCUUGUAAAGGCGGGGUUCUUAAGGAGCAAUCACAAAUAUGAAAUUGUCUUCUCUCUGCCGCAAGUCCCUGCGCUGGGCAAAGAUGUCACUCUUUCCCCCGCGCUUCGCACGACGGCACGGCCGCGUUUACGUGCCACAUGCAUCACACCGCUGCCUGAAGGGGGCGCGAAGGUGGUUUGUGAGUACAGCGCCCACCAGGAUGGUGUAGUACAGGAGGAUCUCAUGCUGGUCAACAGGAGCAGAAGAGACAGCAGUGUUAAAGUUAGAUUACAGGCCAGAGUCAUGGAGCGCCAUCACGGGACCCCAAUGUUACUUGACGGCGUGCACUGUAUCGGAGAGGAAAAGCAAGCCGCUUCCAAAACUAAUGACAUGAAGAAGAUGUGACAGGAGUUUGGUUUCUGUGUCAAUGAUAAUAAUUUACCCCUUGAGGAUCUCCUGAUGGCUUUCUGCACUAACACAAAAUGAAUCAUCUGAUCACAGGUCUGCUAAUGGCAUCACAAAUUCAAUCUAACCCAAGCUUUCAAGUUGUGUAGGUCAAGGGUAGCUAUGCGAAUGUUAAGAUGUAAGGUGUGCUGCUUUGUAGAGUUUGUCAUGUAGAAUGUGGGUCUGUUUGAAUAAUAACCUUUUAGCAUACUGUAUCUCCUUUGCUAGACAAUCUAAAACGGAUGACUUUUAAGUGAUACAUUAAGAAAUGCAUAAAAAGACAUGGAUAUGCAGGACAUUUGCCUCCCACUUACAUGAUCAAUAUUAGGAUUGUUUUUUCACUGUGUUUAAAAACAUGAAAAGGUGCUAUAACAUCCACAAAGCAUACUGUAGAACAUGUUUCAAACUGAUCCUGGAAUGCUAUUCAAAUGUCUUUUCCAAUACUGUAGUACACUUUUCUUUACACAUCACAUGAAUGUUGGACGCACAAAUAAUUAUGAAAAUACUCGUGACUUCAUAGCAGACAGUAGAGUAAAUUAAUCUUGGCGUUUGCGUUUUUCCUAUGAUAUCUACUCAACAACAACACUGUAGAAAAGUAAAAAAAAAAAUGUGAUUCUGUAAUCGAGAUUAUCUUGAUAAUGUAAGUACAGUACAGGAUAAUUCACAGCAAACGGUUGUUGGGGAGGAAGGACAAUAUAUGAAGAAGCCAUUAUGUACCUUUGGCUUUGAUCUUACAAAAGGUUGUCAUAAAGAUUCAUUUAUUUACUUUAAAAACAUAUGAUAAUGAUGUCACAUUGACCAUUUUAGCCAAAAUGCUACUACAGAAAGAUUUAUGAAAAAAAACACUGAUAUUCUGACAAUUACAGAGAAAAGCCCUCUACUAUCAUCAGGAAAAAUUAAAGCUUGCUUGAAUGUUAGUUUCACAAUACUGUGACGGUACAGCAAUUUUAAAGCAUAUAUGAUGUGCGAAGAAAUUGUUGAGAUGUUGUAACAUACAUUUAAAAAUAUGUAAAACACAUACAUUAAAAUGAAUAUAAGC
Molecule: messenger RNA, 1798 nt
Organism: Triplophysa dalaica
Lineage: Eukaryota; Metazoa; Chordata; Actinopteri; Cypriniformes; Nemacheilidae
Gene: adisspa
Product: adipose secreted signaling protein
Exons: 6
Coding region: 193-720 (175 amino acids)
Source: RefSeq, a predicted model, not a curated record